Molecule: messenger RNA, 2050 nt
Organism: Pieris rapae (cabbage white)
Lineage: Eukaryota; Metazoa; Arthropoda; Insecta; Lepidoptera; Pieridae
Product: myrosinase 1-like
Exons: 11
Coding region: 78-1655 (525 amino acids)
Biological process (GO): carbohydrate metabolic process
Molecular function (GO): beta-glucosidase activity
Source: RefSeq, a predicted model, not a curated record
AGAUAUUUUUCAUUAUAAAUAUGUUAGAAUUAUUCACAUACUCUCUAAGAAUGUGAUAGAAAUAUUCAUUAUUCGUAAUGUCACUGGUACGGACGCUCGUUUUUGGGUUUUGGUUUGUGGGAAAAUGCAGUUCGCAAGACUUUCCACCCAACUUUAAAUUUGGCGCUGCUUCAGCUGCAUACCAAAUUGAGGGCGCGUGGAAUGUAGAUGGCAAGGGUGAGAGCAUUUGGGAUAGAAUGGUACACAAUCACCCAGAAAAGAUACUUGAUGGGUCUAAUGGUGAUGUUGCUUCGAACUCCUAUAAUUUAUGGCAUGAAGAUAUAAAACUGGCUGCAGAACUACGACUAGAUCAUUACAGGUUCUCAAUCUCAUGGCCGCGAAUCAUGCCGACUGGCCUUCCAAAUAACAUAAGUGAAGCCGGAUUGAAACAUUAUAGUGACUUUAUUGAUGAAUUGUUGCUCUAUGACAUUGAACCCGUUGUUACCAUAUACCAUUGGGACUUGCCUGUUAAGUUACAGGAUAUGGGCGGCUGGACCAACCCUCUCAUAACAGACUGGUUUGAGAGCUAUGCAGACAUUCUUUUCCGUAACUAUGGCGACAGGGUUACAACGUGGAUAACGAUCAAUGAGCCUAUCGUGAUAUGCGACUUCAACUACAACAUGGGCUCUUACGCUCCAGGGAUUGUCGAGCAGGAAUUGGCUCCAUAUAUUUGCAAUAAAAACGUUUUGAUGGCACACGCCAAGGCUUAUAGACUUUAUCAGAGAGAAUAUAGGGAAAGAUAUAAAGGUAAACUUUCACUAGCAAACAAUGUUCUCUGGAUAGAUUCGAAGGAAUCACCACGCGAUGAUGUAUUACGAGACCUUGGUCGGGAGCAAAUGAUUGGUAGAUAUUCACACCCAAUAUUCAGUCAAGAAGGUGGCUGGCCUCCAAGCAUCGAGAAACUAAUGUUCAGACUUAGUUUGAAGCAAGGAUACAAAGAAUCGCGACUUCCUUCUUUUACUGAAGAGGAGAAGAAGUUUAUAAAAGGCACGGCGGACUUCUACGGCUUAAACUAUUACUCAAGCCGGCUCAUCAGGCCAGCGUUACCAGGAGAAAGAGGCUUUUGGUAUUUGAAUGACCUUGACGCUAUUUUGGAUCUGCCGCCAGGAGCGAGACUCACGUCUUCUGAUAUGCUACCGAUGGUUCCAGAAGGUCUAGGAAAGGUGUUAUUAUACUUAAAGAAUAAGUAUGGUAACGUAGGGUUCCUGAUCACAGAAAAUGGUUACCCUGGGUGGCAUCGUAUCAAUGAUAUCGAGAGGGUCCAAGGCAUUAGGGCUCAUUUAGAACAAGUAUUGCUAGCUAUAAAGAAUAAUGUGAGCGUCAUCGGUUAUACCUACUGGUCGCUUCUGGACAGCUUCGAAUGGGUUGCAGGUUACGAAUCGACCUUUGGCCUUUACAGUGUGGACUUUAACGACCCAAAACGCCGGAGAGAGCCGCGGCUUUCAGCAAAAUACUACGCGUGUAUUAUUGACAGCAAUUCUCUUAAUAUAACUAACGAAUGUUCAAAUAAUAUAAAUCUUAUAGGUUAUAGACCGAAUAAUGGUCACAGAAAUUCGUUCAUAGAUUAUUUAUUAUUAUUAUUGAAUGUCUCUCUUGUAAGGUUAUUAAAUUAUUAAUAUUACAUAAGUAUCUUUCAUAUAAUAAGUUAUAUUUUGCUAUAGAUAACUUACUUACAUACUUCUCUCUCUGCACCUAAGUUUUUAAACGAUCUAUUGACAAUUGACACUAUUCAAAAUUAAGAAAAUUCAAGUCAAAAUUGUAAUACAUAAUUUUUGAUUUCCCGCCAAAGUUUACGUCAAACAGACCGACUACUAAUGAACUAUGAUGGAUUUUUUAAUGAUUGCCAAUUAUAAAUUAUAUUUUCUUUAUAUGUAUAUCCAAUCGUAUCAAACGUUUUAUUAAACACAUAAUUCAGGAUUUUAUUCAAGUACUGCAUGUAUACACUCGCUGUGGAAUAUACCAUUGGCAAGACCCUUACAAUUGGUUAAUGUAAUAAAACAUAAAUAAAAAU